Molecule: messenger RNA, 1283 nt
Organism: Soboliphyme baturini
Lineage: Eukaryota; Metazoa; Nematoda; Enoplea; Dioctophymatida; Soboliphymatidae
Source: the annotation of a GenBank genome assembly
UUGAGGUACAUUUUGUACCAACUUAAUCGCGGUGAACUCACCACACCUGACCUGUGCAAAAAUUUGGAAUAUGUAGCAUUGGCUUUGGAGUCUUCUUAUGCAGAAGGAUGCAAGCUCAUACAAAACGAAGAAGAAGUAGCACAGUUUGAGAACACUGACGUACCAGAAGAGGUUCGAGAAUGGUUGGCACUUACCUUCACACAACAAGCUUCGCAGCAGCCUCAAAAGCACAGCUUCAAAUCUGUUGUGAACGCUAUAAGGACUGGCAUUCGCUUGGACCGGAUAAAAAAGCGUAUGUCCAGUUAUACUGCCGACCUGGUUCCGCCGGAGGUUGCAGAAUUGUUAAAGGAUCUUGAUUCCUGGGAGUUCGAUGUCUUCCGCCUGAACGACGUCAGCAACAACAACGCUCUUAGAUUCAUCGGUUUGGAGCUGUUCUUCAGAUAUAACUUUUUUGGCAAAUUUAAGAUACCGAUGUGUAAAAUGGAAGCAUUCUUGAAUGCACUCCAAGUCGGAUAUAGCAAGCAUGACAAUCCAUACCAUAAUCUGGUUCAUGGAGCAGAUGUAACACAAACAGCUAACUGGAUGUUAUGUAAGACUGGCACAAUGGAGUGCCUUUCAGAUCUUGAACUUUUCGCUUAUUUAUUUUCGGCAAUGAUUCAUGACUACGAACAUACAGGUCAUACGAACAACUUUCACGUGCAGUCUAACAGUGAUUACGCCAUGCUUUAUAAUGACCGGUCUGUGUUAGAAAAUCACCACAUCAGCUCGAUCUUCCGCAUGAUGCGUGCAGAUAAGCAGCUGAACAUUCUGUCGAAUUUGACCAAUGAGGAAUACAGAGAAUUUCGGAAUUUGGUUAUUGAAAUCGUUCUUUCCACGGAUAUGUCGACUCAUUUCACGCAGGUCAAAAAUCUGAAAACUAUGCUUGAAUCAGCUGAAGGGGUUGAUAAGGUUAAAGCAUUAUGCUUUAUCAUUCACUGCUGUGAUAUCUCGCAUCCGUCUAAGCCGUGGUACAUUCAUCUUAGGUGGACAAAACAGCUUUUGGAGGAAUUCUUCCGCCAAGGCGACCAAGAAGCAGCUCUUGGGCUGCCCUGUUCCCCACUGUGUGACAGGCAUACGGUACAAAUGGCUAAAUCUCAAAUCGGCUUCAUCGAUUUCAUUGUUGAGCCAACGAUGAUCAUCUGCGGGGAAAUGCUGAAUAAACUGCUCGAACCUUUGUUGUCAGUGCUCAGAGAAAAGUCUACUCCCCAUUUCAACCACGACGUAGUGUCUGAUAACAGGUAAGC